UCGGUGUAAAACUUGUAGACUAUCAUUCAGAGUUGGCCGCGGCGUUGUCUUCCCCAAAGACCCCAAACAGUAACGACGCACAGACUAACGACACAGACACAAGACCUUGGGCUGGAUAGUGUGUAGUGCACACAUAGCAGGCAGUGCGACACUGUGUACUACAUGGACCAGACCAGACUGAAGGAUAUUAAACAUCUCGAAUUCUCGAUAGUCUAGGAAGUGCUGUGUGUGUAAACAUUGGAUAAAUACAUUUAAAAAAACAACAGCAUUUCAGCGAUGGAGGUGUUCCAUUCGAUUGUUUGGAUGUUAUUUAGAUACAAGGUUAUUGUGCAUUCGACUUUUUCGAGACAUUUGACAUAGACUCAGCAAAAUAUAGAUCUAGAUCUACAGGUAUCUGAAUUUACAAGUUUUAGCUGAAGCCCUAGACUAGAUCUAGAUGUAGAUUCUAUGUCUAAUCAGAAUGAAGAAAGAAAAAAAUGCAUCUUCAGACUCAUUGCUUGUUCACUUGAGCACAGCCUGGCCAUUACUACCACUGGUCACUCCAAUGCUGGUAUCUCUUCUAGUUGCACUUUUGUCACAUGCAGAUGCAGAGACAUGUUCUGUCAGCACUAGAGAUAACUAUCCACAACAAGUUCACUACUUUUUCUAUAGGGAUUCUGACCAUCCAAUCAUUAUUGAAGACAGUAACCGUGUCUCCCAUCAAAUUGCCAACCGAAUACUAAAGAUCCUUCUUGAGUCUAUAGCCGGUUAUCAAAACGUGAAGAUAGAUCAUUGCUACUUUUAUGAUAACCACAACAUCACAGCUCUGUUAGAUCGUGUUUCAGGCAAGACCUAUUCAAAACAUUGCCAGCCACCUACAAUAAACCACAAUGAAAUUCCUGCUACAAUGGUCAAUCUAGAGGCCUGGAUGGUGGCUGGCUUUGACAAGGGUCCUUGGCUGAAUACUGGUCAACUUGUUGAUGCUGGACCAUUGGGACCUCAAGGAAGGAUGGGUUGGUUUUUGCCAAAGUUUUUUGUUGACAAAAAUUGGGAGAAUGAGAAAAAGAUUCUGGACCACUGGAAAGCACUCAGCACUAAGCUUGUCAAGAAUCUUUCUUGGUGGGGGAGGAGAGAGCUAGAGGAGAUCAAACCAGAUUAUGAACAAGAUGCUUACAAGAAUCCUAAAUGUCUGGAUGUUAAAGGAAAAAGACCAUCAUGUGCCACUUUGUUUGCUGCUAAUAAAGGUGUUGAUGCUGGACUCCUAGAAGAACAAAUUAAAGCACUAGAUAUUAAUGUGGAUAUUGUCUGGCUGGAUGACAAACUUCAUCAAUUUGUUGUGGAGCAGCUCAACAAUAGCCAGCCGGUAUUGUUCUUUAACUGGCACCCUGAUACUCUGAUCGCUUCUGGUCAGUUCACAAGAGUUAACUUUCCAGAAACUCAUGCUUCACACAAAAAUUUUAUAUCUCAACCACUGUUUCAGGAGCCAGUAGAUUGUGAUUUUCCUGUCAACCAACUGACCAAAGUCUUGUGGGGUCCUUUGGAAUCUGAUGCUUAUGAGGCCUAUCAUAUUAUUUCUCAAAUGAGUUUCUCUGACAUGGAGUAUGAUGGACUGAUUGCACAGCAUCCACAUUUUACUGUUGACCAAAUAGCUUGCCAGUGGAUCAAUAACAAUUCAGCCAAAUGGGACUUGUGGUUGCCUGAUAGGCUAAGAGAGAAACCCAAAAUUUACUUAGGUGGACUUUUCCCUAUGUCUGGUAAAAUCUGGUCACAGCCUGGCAUUGUUGAAGGUGCCAAGUUAGCUGUAGACCUAGUUAACAAGGAUCCUCAAACUUUGCCAAACCACACCCUGGAGCUGUUGGUGCAUGAUACCAAGUGUGAAUAUGAUGUAGCGAUGAAUCAGUUCAUUACUCUAGCUCAGAAAAAAUUACCACCAAUAGUUGGCAUUUUAGGCACAGGAUGUUCUGAUCCUGCUGAGAGGAUAGCCGCCCUUUCUAAGCAUUUCAAUAUGAUGAUGGUCAGCUAUGGAGCAGAAGCACAGUCAUUGUCUGAUCGUGAGAAAUAUCCAUACUUCUUCCGUACAGUUCCAUCAGUAAAGCUUUACCUGCAAAUCUAUCCAAGUCUUUUUAAAGUUCUUGCUAAAGAACUGGGCUCUAAAAUGGUAGGAGCUGUUGCAGAAAGUGGCCAGGAGCUUCCAGAGUACCACAUGACUUUGCAGGAAAGACUGAUGGCAGAUGGUUUUACUUUAAUAGUUAAAAGGCGGUCACUCAAUGGUACACAGACUCCUGACAUAGCACAGAUUUUAAAAGAGUUCAAAACUUCAAAUGUGAGAAUAAUUAUAGCAGAUGUUUUUAGUAAUGUGGCAAGGGAAAUAUUUUGUGAGGCUUUUAAGCAGAAAAUGACAGCGUUUGAAGGCUAUGUCUGGUUCCUGCCAUCUUGGUAUGCACAAGACUGGAAAAAUGUUGACUAUUACAAUGGGGAGCCCAACAAUCAUGAAAUUUACCCCCACAGGGAGAAUGUGCCUUGUAAAACCUCAGAAGUAGAACAUGCAGCAGAGGGUCACUUUGUUUUGUCCAAAUCUUUCUUGGCUCCACCUGGCACAGUUGUUGCAGGGGGCAUAACUGUUGAUGAGUAUAAAAUGAAGUAUGCCAAGAAAUGUGGGACAUCUGUUGAAGAAAGUAACUUUGCUAGUUUUGCCUAUGAUGCAGUGUGGGUUUAUGCCAAAAGCUUGGAUGCAUUGCUGAGGGAAAAUCUUGCAGCUCUGGAGACAAUACAUACCAAAAAAACAGCCAGUGCUUUCAGACGUGCCAUAGCUAGCAUUCAUUUUAGUGGAGUAUCUGGAUUGGUCAAAUUCGAUGGCAGUGACCGUAAUGGUGACAUAUUGAUUUUACAAGAGUUCGGUAAUGAAACUCGAACAGUUGGUAAAUAUUUAUCUGGUGUGGAGUUUGAUGCUAUGCCUAAUUUGACACUAGCCUUGAAAAAUAUCAGCCUCUUGUACACUUCACCCAAAGAAAGUCAAGGCGAGACCAUAGAUGAAUGUAUGAUAGAGAGCUUUAGAGAAAAGCUUGGCGUUUCCUGCACCAUUGCUGUUAUCAUAAUGACUGUGAUAAUUUUCUUUGGCUUUGUCAUUAUUGCUAUCAUUAUCCCUAUAGCCAUGAAAUACAGAUGUGAUGCUAAACUAAAGAAAUUUAAGGCAACUCAUGAAAGGAUCAAAGAAUUAGGUCUCCUAAAGAAAGAUUUCUAUCCCAUCCUCUCUGUGGAUGAUUGGGAACUUCCACGUAAAGAUGUUGUUCUAAACAGAGUCUUAGGGGAGGGUGCAUUCGGAACUGUUAUGGGUGGUGAAUUAAAGAAGGGAAGAGACUGGGUUGCUGUGGCUGUUAAAACACUCAAACUAGACCACACAAUAGAAGAAAAGUUGGACUUCUUUCGAGAAGUAGAUAUGAUGAAAAGUUUUAAACAUGAAAAUAUUGUGAAACUGAUGGGUGUGUGCACCCGCAAGGAACCUAUUUAUGCUGUGAUGGAAUUUUUACUUCAUGGUGAUUUAAAGACCUACCUUCUGUCCAGAAGAGAUCUGGUUGGUCAAUGCAUUAAAGAGGCAGAAGAUGUCAAAGCAGAAAGGUUGACCCAGAUGGCCGUAGAUGUGGCAAAAGGUCUCAGUUUUCUGCACUCUAUUAAAUAUGUACACAGGGAUAUAGCCUGCCGCAACUGCUUAGUACAUGCCAAAAAAACUGUCAAAAUAAGUGAUUUUGGUAUGACAAGGCACACAUCAAGUGCAGACUAUUAUCGAUUCUGUCGCAAGGCCAUGUUGCCUGUUCGAUGGACAGCUCCAGAGGCUUUGAAAGAUGGUAUUUAUUCAGCCAAAUCUGACAUCUGGUCCUUUGGUGUAUUAGUAUUUGAGAUAGUCACUUUUGGAAGUUUUCCAUAUCAAGGACUAUCUAACAGUGAAGUCUUGGACUAUGUCAUCAAGGGAAACUUGCUCAGUUUGCCAGAGAAGUGUCCAGCUGAAUUGAAGUCCUUUAUUCGCUGGUGUAUGUCAAAUGAUCCAGGCUACAGACCUGACCUUGUAGACAUCCUCAGUUACCUCAAUUACAGUCCAGCCUUUCUUAUACCAUGUCUUGAUGCACCAAUGACUAGUAUAAUUCAUGAUGACAGUAACUCACUUGAGUUGCAGACAAGCAAAAGUGACAAAAUCAAAGACAAAAAGAAAACCUUUUCAGUGCCUGGCCUCUCAUCUUUGGCCAAAGUUGGCAAGUCUUCCUCCUCUGCCAAAUCCCCCAUAUCAUCAUCCAUGUCUUCAUCUAUCUGCUCAGGAAUGCUGCACAAUAGUAGCGUCUGCAGUUUAAACUCAUUUGGUAAUGUUGUUGGCCUUCUAGACAUUAACGACCUGAAAGAUGAGGACAUCAGUUUUAAGAAGCACAGCGGGGAUAUUUACAGACAUUCCUUAAAGUCCUAUAGGGAUGUCGAGACUGAAAUCAGGAAAAUGGAGGCAAGAAAAUCAGUGUCAUCAGACCGCAGAUUUUCAUCCACUGCUGGAAGUGACAGAGGCGACUUAAGCAGUGGUUACAUCAGCCAGAAUUCAAAGGGUGAAUCCAAGCAUAUUUGCCAAACAGUGACUUCUUUAUAACAAGGAAUUUUGAGACUUCUAUAAAAAUAAUAAAAUACCAUUAUUAUUUAUGCACAAUCAAGAUAUUACAAAAUAUGUUUUAUUAUAUAAAAUUAUUAGGUGAACAAAUUUUAAGCAAGGGAAUUAGUUAGAAUCAAAAAGAUGAAAAACAACUUUUUUAUAUAAACAGAAUUAAAAAUUAUUAUUUUUAGCAACCUUUAUAAGGGAAACUACUGUUGGUUUAAAUGCUGACUGUCAGCCCGUCCGUCCAUCUGUCACACUUCGAUCUCAAAAACUUGAAGCGUUAUUGAAAAUCCAAUUUCACUGCUGUCUGUAUAAUUCCAGAAAUAUGUGCUAUUGUUUUCUUCUCUUUUGUUUUUGUAAUUAAAUAUGGAAAUUGUUUUUACCUACAGAUACACCAUUUUUAACAAAUUUCAAGCCUGUUUAGCUUUAUGGAUUUAGCUGCCAUAAUAACACACAAAUGUGUGAAUUGAAAAUGAUGCAAUCAAACUGUGUUUCGUCAAACUAAGUUUAAAUAUUUAAAUUUAUGUUUGCUGGUGUAACAUUUAUUUAAUAGUCUUCCAAAGUAUAUACUUGUUUAUUUAAAAAUGAAGUAUGCAUUUUGCAUUCCCAUAUCACAUGACCUACUGCAUUUCUCUUUAAUCUUUGGACUCAAAACCAAGCCUUAUCUUAUAAACAAUUUUUUUAUAAGAAAUUUAAAGGGCAUGUUAAUCCAUAACCCUUUUCAUUUCAAGUGCGUAUAGUGUAAUGUAGAAGUAUGACUUAUCCAAAGAGGCUGCCUACGAGUUUUGUAAUGUAAACUCAUUUUAUUAUCUAUCUUGUUUAAAUCCUUUUUUUUUUCCUGCUUUUCUUUGUGCCUUUAGCAAAUCUCAAGUCAUUCCAGAAACUAUAUUUAUUAUUUUAUCUGCUUUUUAAAAAUUUAUCUACAAAAAUUUGGUUGAGUAAAAUAAAUAAAAAAAAACUGUUCCACAUUUAUUUUAUAUAUUAUCAUGUAUAAAUGUCUUUCAUUGUCUUCGUAUUUUAGUAGGCUUAAUUGCUCAACAAAAAAAUAACUAUGGUCAUUUAAUUGUUUUUAUGUGAACUGCUGAUUUUUAUGUCCAGCAGGGUGUUGCUUUAGUGGUUUUUAGGGUUCCUCCUUCUUAUAGAUGCUGCUUGACAUGUUAUAAAUUUUAAUAUAGACAUCUCAUUGUUCUUUAGUUAAAAUACUCUCAUUAUUAGAACCUUUGUGGAAGUCUAGACUAUCCCCAUUGUAACUGGUUUCCACAGGAAGAGAUUAUAUAUGAAAUUAGAUAAUAGUAAAGGUGUGUUAACCAGAGUUAAAGACUCUGCCUUGCUGAAAAAAUAACUGAGUUGUUAUAUUAACAUUCUGUUUAAUCUGGCCAGUAAUCUCUCUAUAUAUCAAUUGAGCUCCAAAGUUUUCUAUCAAAAUUUCUACCAAUACAAAUAUUACAAAAAUAUAUUAAGAACAAAUCAGAAUUGCAAAAGACAACCAAAAAAUUGAAUUGCACUGCUUAGUUUUCAGUCAUUUUAUUCCAGCUUCAUGCAGGUUACUUCAGUUUUAUAUUGCCACAUAACAAAUGAUGAAAUUAAAUAAAAAAUGUUGACUUAAGAUUGACAUUUUAUCAUUUUGGCUUUUAAAAUUUAACUUACAUACUGUAGACCUAAGUUUAUUUUAAAUAUUUGUAAUGAUGAUCCACAGAAUAGUACAGUAAUAGGAUAUGAUGACUUAGAAAGCAGUAAAAUAAAAAUAUGAAGCCAGAGAAUUAUUAAUUUAUAAUAUCUAGAAUGUUGAAUUAGUAGAAAUUUGUUUAUUUUAUUUAACUAAACAUGAGUGUUUGCAUUUUGUGUGACAUAUGACUAGAGAGAGAUUUUUCCAAAACAUUUCUGUUUAAGCUCUAAUAUUUUCUAGCAUUUUAUAGGUGAUAUUAGAUUUGUUGUAAUUUUUACCUAAAUAUUCUACCUUUUUUUAAUCAUGCAAUUUAAUUUUUUUUCUAGUAUUUUUACAUUUUUUUUUGUUAAACCAAUUUUUUAAAGUUGCUUUUAGUACUUUUUUUGUAGAUCAUAUUUUUGUUUAAUUAGUGUGAAGUUAGUGAUAGCCUAUAGAAAGAAAAAAAAAAUUCUAGCUACUUUUAAUAGCUACUGAUAUAUUUUCAGCUGUUAACAUGUGAUAUUGCAAUGUGCUGAAGAUAUUUCAUACACAUCUUUUGUUAAUAUAUGCUUAUUAAUUCUACAAUAUUAAUUGCAUAAUAUGUUAUAUGUUAUGUACCAACAUCCUUCAGUUCAUUAUUGGUGCAAACAUAUAUGGUACAAAACAAUAUCAUGAAUGAUGAAUUUGUAUAUUUUUGUAAUGCUUCAGGCUACCUCUAGACUAUUAAAUAUGACUUAUUAUAUA
Molecule: messenger RNA, 6992 nt
Organism: Biomphalaria glabrata
Lineage: Eukaryota; Metazoa; Mollusca; Gastropoda; Planorbidae
Exons: 23
Coding region: 461-4600 (1379 amino acids)
Biological process (GO): protein phosphorylation; cell surface receptor protein tyrosine kinase signaling pathway; multicellular organism development
Cellular component (GO): signaling receptor complex
Molecular function (GO): ATP binding; transmembrane receptor protein tyrosine kinase activity
Source: RefSeq, a predicted model, not a curated record